AUGGUUCGACAGACUGAUGCCGAGCAGAAAAUUGUCGGCCGAGAAGACAGAAGAAUAGACAAGACUAUGUCCUCCACGAAGGACUUUGACAGCUGCAGUAUUCAUACGGUUGAGAAUGAGAACUUUUACGGGAACACGACUGUCAAUGCCCUGGAGAAUCUCAGCUACACCGAUGAAGAGGCACGACGUGUGAAAUGGAAGACUGAUCUUAUUCUGCUUCCCCUCUUGUGCAUCUGCUAUAUUUUCUCUUUCCUAGAUAAGACGCUUCUCAACUACAGCUCCAUUUUCGGUUUGAAGAAAGCAUUGAACCUGCAUGGAUCACAAUACAGCUGGCUUGGAAGCAUAUUUUAUUUUGGCUACAUGAUUGGCUCAAUGGCAUGGGCUAAACUUGUGCAACGCUGGCCGCAGCACGCUGGAAAAUUUGUAUCCAGUGCUGUUUUACUUUGGUCUUGCAUAACAUUGCUCACACCUCUCUGCUACAAUUUCGCUGGUAUCGCAACCGUCCGGUUCUUCCUCGGGCUUGUGGAGAGUAUCAUUGGCCCGGUUUUCAUUAUCAUCACAAGCAAUUGGUGGACACGGUCUGAACAGGCUUUUAGAACGGCUUUUUGGCUUGGUGGAACACCGAUUGGUAAUUUUAUUGGUGGGCUGAUAUCAUAUGGAUUAGGAUCAGUUCAUAGCUCGCUUGCGACCUGGAAAAUGUUCUUCGUAUUUUUCGGGUCACUCAGUUUUGCCUUUUCGCUUGCACUUGGAUACUUCAUGCCGGAUAACCAGGGUAACGCGCGCUGGCUGACUGACAAGGAGAAGUUGAUUGCGAUUGAAAGAGUGAGAGAGAACCAGACGGUUAGUGCGAGUGAUAAAUGGAAGUGGUCUCAGUUUUGGGAGGCUCUUCGUGACCCGCAAACUACCUUCUUCUUCGUUUGUGCUGUUGGUAAUACAAUGCCUUCAACCUUUGCAAGCCAGUUUUCUAGUCAAAUCGUUGAAGGAUUCGGAUUUUCUGCUAUCAACACUACCGUCAUUUCAAAAUGCCCAGCUGCAGUUAUUCAAUUGGGCACGUUCCUAGUCUUCUCGUAUAUUGCAUCACACCGCAAUAAUAUCCGUCUAUACCUGUGCAUUCUGGUCUCGAUUCCCCCUUUGAUAGGUGCCUCGCUGCUUCAUUUCCUUCCUACCUCAAACCAGACUGGUAGACUAGCAGGUUAUUAUCUUACUUAUACCCAUACGAUGUCAUGGACUUUGAACGCCGGAUUGAUGGCCUCGAAUUACGCCGGCAAUACCAAGAAGGUCACUGCGUCUGGACUUGUAUUUGCUGGCUGGGCUGCAGGCCUUAUUGCGGGACCUCAAUUCUUCCUCGAUAAUCAGGCGCCGACAUAUGAACUGGCAUUCAAGAUGCUUAUGGGAUGCUAUGCGUUGAUGAUUGUACUUCCAAUUGUUCAAAUCAUAUGGUAUAAAUUUGAGAACAAACGCAGGGAUAAAAUGGUUCAGAUCCGUGGUGAGUCCUCGGAUUCUAUACAGACAUUCGAGGACAGAACGGAUUUCGACCAGGGGGAGACGUUCAGAUACACUAUGUGA
This is a messenger RNA of Penicillium odoratum, 1566 nucleotides long. RefSeq names its product major facilitator superfamily domain-containing protein. Gene Ontology annotation, cellular component: membrane. The transcript has 11 exons. Gene Ontology annotation, molecular function: transmembrane transporter activity. NCBI's taxonomy places the organism in Eukaryota, Fungi, Ascomycota, Eurotiomycetes, Eurotiales, Aspergillaceae. Bases 1 to 1566 code for a protein of 521 amino acids. Gene Ontology annotation, biological process: transmembrane transport. The record is from RefSeq and is a predicted model, not a curated record.